Messenger RNA from Priceomyces carsonii, 1158 nucleotides. RefSeq lists its product as uncharacterized. The coding region runs from base 1 to 1158 and encodes 385 amino acids. The record is from RefSeq and is a predicted model, not a curated record. Lineage: Eukaryota; Fungi; Ascomycota; Pichiomycetes; Serinales; Debaryomycetaceae. The transcript has a single exon. Gene Ontology annotation, biological process: positive regulation of mitochondrial translation.
AUGAUAUCUAGAGGUGUAAGAGCAGUGGAAUGCAAAAUAAUCCCUCAAGUAGCUUCCUUGCGCCGAGCAAAUAUACUGUUGUUACGAUCGGAUUUGAGAUUAGUGACUUCAACUUACCAGCGGACAAGAAGUUACGCUAACGUACAGUCUCCAAAGACAAAGAAAUCAAAGCUGCAGAAGAAGAUCCAAGCUAUUCAAAAGAUUUCCAACUCAGAAAACAGCUUUCAAAAUGAAUCAACUAGCUAUAUCUUGGGCCUCUUGAACAAAAACAAUGAACCUAAAAACCUUGAAGAACUAGAGAAACAUCUUAGCCCAGUUAUUUCGAUGACAGUGGCCGAAUCUAUCAACUUCGAGAAGCUCAUAAGAACUAUACCUAGUAUCUACAAAUUUUCUGAAAUAAUUCCAGAUGAAGUUGUCAAUGUUAAAGUGGAUGGAAAGGAUCUAAUGAUUUUAUCAAACGGAACCUUAGUGGGCUGGGGGUUUACAGAAGAAGCUAUUGAGAGCUUUUUGUCUCUUAUAAAAAACUCUUUAGUGGAAAUGUAUAAAAUUGAGACAGAGGAGAUGGACUGGGUAGAAUUAAAAGACUUGCCGAGCAACCCCUUGAACAAUGGUAACUCUUAUCUACUGGGUGAAAUCAUUGUCAUACAAGGGUCUGAUAAGAGCAAGCGCCUACUAGAUAAAACGGCGUUUGCUAUCGGAUUGUCUAGGUCUACGAGGUUAUCUGUACUUGAGGAUGCUUUGGAGCAUCAUUUACUUCUUACAAGAAAAAACUCUGAGAAUUUAUCAAAAGGCGUCAAGAUUUCUGGCUCGGAGUCUACAUUUUUAAGACUUACUGGUCGGUUAUUCCUAUUAAGAGGUAAAUUAAAUUUGUACAGUGAAUUGAUUGAAACUCCAGACGUCUACUGGACUGAGCCUACCUUGGAAAGGAUUUACGAGUCAGUUUCAAGAGUCCUUGACAUAAAUCCCCGAAUCAGCAUUUUAAACAGGAAACUUGAUUAUGCUACUGAAGAACAAAGAGCUCUUCUUGGUGUUUUAAGUGAAAAGAAAGGAGCUAGACUUGAGUGGAUUAUCAUAAUUUUGAUUAUGGUUGAAGUAGGCUUUGAAUCUUUUCAUUUCUACGAGCGUUAUGGAGGCAAAAAUAAUGAUGAUAUAGACUAG